This is a messenger RNA of Echinostoma caproni, 2820 nucleotides long. Lineage: Eukaryota; Metazoa; Platyhelminthes; Trematoda; Plagiorchiida; Echinostomatidae. The record is from the annotation of a GenBank genome assembly.
AUGCCAAUUGUUUGUCCAUUCAGUCGACUUACACUGGAGGAUCUGGAGGACAGCUGGGAUCGAGGUAUUCCACGAAUAAAUACUCUGUUUCAAAAAGACCGUCAUACACUCGCAUACGAUAAAGGAUGGCGCGUGCGAACGGAGUUCAAACAGUACCAAGUGCUGAAACAGAAUCCAUUUUGGUGGACACAUCAGCGACACGAUGGAAAGUUGUGGAACUUAAACAAUUAUCGUACAGAUAUGAUUCAAGCCUUGGGCGGCGUCGAAGGCAUUCUGGAACAUACUUUGUUCAAGGGUACCUACUUCCCCACUUGGGAAGGUUUGUUCUGGGAGAAGGCCAGUGGUUUUGAAGAAUCCAUGAAGUACAAGAAACUUACCAAUGCCCAGCGCUCUGGUCUUAACCAAAUUCCGAACCGUCGUUUCACUCUGUGGUGGUCGCCAACAAUUAAUCGUGCUAAUGUCUAUGUUGGUUUCCAAGUUCAAUUGGAUUUGACCGGGAUAUUCAUGCAUGGUAAAAUCCCCACCCUGAAGAUUUCACUUAUUCAAAUAUUCCGAGCUCAUUUGUGGCAAAAGAUCCACGAAUCAGUUGUCAUGGAUAUUUGUCAAGUUUUCGAUCAGGAACUCGAUGCACUGGAAAUUGAAACUGUCCAGAAAGAAACAAUUCAUCCCCGUAAAUCAUAUAAAAUGAAUUCCAGCUGCGCCGAUAUACUACUCUUCGCUUCAUACAAAUGGCCCGUCUCCCGACCAAGUCUGUUAGCAGAUUCUAAAGAUCUCAUGGACGGCACGACAACUCAGAAGUUCUGGAUAGAUAUUCAACUUCGUUGGGGUGACUACGAUUCGCACGAUAUCGAACGCUACGCCCGUGCAAAGUUUUUGGACUAUACUACGGACAACAUGUCUAUCUAUCCGUCGCCUACUGGUGUGAUGAUCGCUAUUGAUCUCGCCUACAAUUUACACAGUGCAUAUGGUAAUUGGUUCCCGGGCAGCAAACCGCUUAUUCAACAAGCAAUGGUCAAAAUAAUGAAAGCCAAUCCGGCCCUUUAUGUACUCCGCGAGCGUAUCCGUAAAGCUUUGCAGUUGUACUCUAGCGAACCGACAGAACCGUAUCUGAGUUCACAGAACUACAAUGAGCUCUUCUCCAAUCAAAUCAUUUGGUUCGUCGAUGAUACCAAUGUCUAUCGGGUCACAAUUCACAAGACAUUCGAAGGUAACUUGACGACGAAACCUAUCAACGGUGCUAUCUUCAUAUUCAAUCCACGCACGGGCCAGUUGUUCUUGAAGAUUAUCCACACGUCAGUAUGGGCUGGUCAAAAACGUUUGGGUCAGCUGGCCAAGUGGAAGACGGCUGAAGAAGUGGCCGCUUUGAUUCGCUCGUUACCUGUUGAAGAACAGCCAAAGCAGAUUAUCGUUACUCGCAAAGGCAUGCUGGAUCCGUUGGAAGUGCAUUUGCUAGAUUUCCCCAAUAUUGUCAUCAAGGGAUCCGAGUUACAACUGCCCUUCCAAGCUUGUCUAAAAGUUGAGAAGUUCGGUGACCUCAUUUUGAAGGCCUCUGAACCACAGAUGGUCUUGUUCAAUCUUUAUGAUGACUGGCUAAAGACAAUCAGUUCAUACACGGCUUUCUCGCGCUUGAUCUUAAUAUUACGUGCUUUGCACGUCAACAACGACAAAGCGAAAAUCGUGCUCAAGCCCGACAAAACCACAAUCACAGAACCACACCACAUUUGGCCUUCGCUUUCACCGGACGACUGGAUUAAGGUCGAGUAUCAGUUGAAAGAUCUCAUUUUAGCAGAUUACGGAAAGAAAAAUAAUGUGAACGUGGCCUCAUUGACACAGUCCGAAAUUCGUGAUAUUAUUCUGGGCAUGGAAAUUUCUGCACCUUCGCAACAGCGACAGCAAAUUGCGGAAAUUGAGAAACAAGCCAAAGAACAGUCUCAAUUAACCGCGACCACAACCAGAACGGUGAAUAAACACGGUGAUGAAAUAAUUUCCACCACUACAUCAAAUUAUGAGACACUUCACUUUAGCAGCAAAACCGAAUGGCGUAUUCGAGCUAUUUCGGCCACGAACCUUUAUCUGCGCACGAAUAACAUCUACGUCAGUUCGGAUGAUAUCAAGGAGAAUGGAUACACUUACAUACUACCGAAGAAUAUCUUAAAGAAAUUUAUCACUAUAUCGGAUCUCCGAACCCAGAUUGCUGGCUACAUGUACGGUGUCUCUCCGCCAGACAAUUCGCAAAUCAAGGAAAUCAGGUGUAUCGUGAUGCCACCACAAUGGGGUACGCACCAGACAGUGCAUCUACCAAAUGGUCUCCCGCAGGACGAUUACCUGCGUGAAAUGGAGCCCUUGGGCUGGAUUCACACCCAGCCAAACGAAUUGCCCCAACUAUCACCUCAAGACAUCACUACCCAUGCAAAGAUAUUCUCCGACCAGGAUGGAGAAAAAACGAUUGUGAUCACUUGCAGUUUUACUCCCGGCUCUGUUUCCUUAUGUGCAUACAAGCUCACCCCUGGUGGCUAUGAAUGGGGUAGACAGAAUACGGAUAAGGGGAACAACCCCAAAGGCUAUUUACCCAGUCAUUAUGAACGUGUACAGAUGCUGCUCUCUGAUCGAUUCCUCGGGUUUUUCAUGGUGCCCCCACAGAGUUCGUGGAACUAUAAUUUCAUGGGUGUCCGGCAUGACCCGAACAUGAAAUACGAGUUGCAGCCGCUCAAACCGAAGAAGUUCUAUCAUCGUAUUCAUCGCCCUUCACAUUUCCUGAACUUUACAUCUAUUGAGGAAAAUGAGUUGACUUCGGCGGAUCGUGAUAACCCGUUGGCAUAA